Scaptodrosophila lebanonensis is the source of this 1680-nucleotide messenger RNA. RefSeq lists its product as uncharacterized. The record is from RefSeq and is a predicted model, not a curated record. Lineage: Eukaryota; Metazoa; Arthropoda; Insecta; Diptera; Drosophilidae. The transcript is spliced from 3 exons. Bases 338 to 676 code for a protein of 112 amino acids.
GGAUCUGCUGCUCCUUCGCGUCGCACUGCCUCGGCUACCAGCUUCUUCGUCUGCCUUCUCACUCGGAAUCGUGCUCGGGCCUUUUUAACUUUGGCUGUCACCAUCCUCAUUCCAUCUAACUGAUGUUGAGCAAAAAUUCUAUUGCGCGCCUCCAGAUAUGCCCGCAUCUUUUCCUCAUACGGACCGCUCCGCUGUCAUCCUGGUGGGCACCUGUGUCGAGCGCGAUUCGCCCACUUGCUCCGCACUCCGACGGCCGUUUCCCGUGCACGCGGGGCAUGUUGGACUAUAGGUGUCGGGCCUGCCACACCUAUAACAGAAGACGCGCCUUUCCGGUGACAUGCAGUCGCGGAAACCAAUGCCGGCUUGUCUGCAGUUCCAGCAAACUAACGCCUGUUGCGGACGCCUUGCCAAACGCGCCUCUUCAACUAUGCCGAAAUCCGCCGACUCCUCGCCGUUAGUGUCGUCGACCAACUCCUCCACUGCCGGUGGACGGUUUCCACCACUAAAACGUGUGCCGCUGCGUGUUGGGAACAAGCCUUCUCGCCGCUGGACCAUAGCUUCCACCUCUACGCAUUCGUCACAUGGUGCUGUUUGGAGACGCGACGCCAGUUUCCUCAUGGCAUGGAUGUACUCCUCCACGCUUUCGUGUGCCUUCUGCCGUCUUUCGCGCAAUUGACGCAUGCGCUCGAAUUCAUCGGCGGCGCCUUUAAAACGGGACAGCAUGCUUCGCUUAAGUUCUGGCCAGCUGUCUGCCCGGUGGUCCCUGACAUACUGCCAGUACCACUCGCGAGCGUGCCCAGUUACUAACAGAUGGAAACUGUUUAAUACUUCAAACCAUGCGCAGCGACACUGCCUCUGAAGGAACUCUACCUGGAAAACGAAGUCUUCUACCGCCAUUUUCUCCUUGUCGCCGCUGAAAACGAUGUCCCACUUCUCAACGCGGCACCAUCCUGAUCUGCCAUUCGCCGCAGCAUACGGAGGAGGUGGGUCCAGCUGACCACUCCAAUCGUUACGCCUAUUGCCUCUUCGACGGGCCGACUGUGCCGCGGGAUUUUGCCAAUUUCGAGCUGUGUUGCUGCUAUUGCCAGCUCCACUGGAGGAAUUAGCUGCCGCUGGCCUUGCUACCGGACGCGAAGUUCCUCUUGCUGGUGUUAGAGGUUCAGCCUGGUAUUGAUGCUGCCGUUUUGGCACCGCACCACGAUUCUGGCUGACUGGCGGUUGCCAUGCUCCAUUUGCAGCUGAAUCGCCGCUAUUCGCUUGCGGUUGCAAGAUUUCUUUGAGCGCGCCCAUUAAGACAUGAUGUUGUUGAUGCCCUCUUUUUGCGAUUGGCGGUAUGUUUCGUUCGCCUGGGCCACUGCUGCUUCUACCGCCGACGCGACUACUGGCUCGGCGUCCCAGUGUACUGCUGGUGCUAUGGACGGCCUCGGAGGAGUGUGCAUGAGGCCACCGGUUGAAAAACCCACGGCUCCUUCUAGGUGUUCCUCCAGAUCAUCAUUUCUGGCAGUUCUCGACCUUGUGUUAUACGCGCGCGCAGAAUCCUUUUCCAUUUCAAUCAAAAAAAAAAACGCUUUGUUUUUUUAUGAUAUUUAUAUAUAUUUUGGAUUAUAAAUUUGUUCAGCUUUCAAGCAGGCCCCGAAGAAAAAUUCGUUAUUCAAUUGAAUUGAUGUAUAUAUAUCUGUA